Messenger RNA from Aricia agestis (brown argus), 1184 nucleotides. Its product is annotated as procathepsin L-like. The transcript is spliced from 5 exons. Bases 100 to 1089 code for a protein of 329 amino acids. The record is from RefSeq and is a predicted model, not a curated record. Gene Ontology annotation, biological process: immune response. Gene Ontology annotation, molecular function: cysteine-type endopeptidase activity. Gene Ontology annotation, cellular component: lysosome. Lineage: Eukaryota; Metazoa; Arthropoda; Insecta; Lepidoptera; Lycaenidae.
UUGUAUAAGUAGAUAUUUAAUGUUUAUAUAUUUAGUAAGGCGGUGCAACAUUAUAGGUAUCUCCUUUAUUGACUCUUAUCUCUAGAUACGAAGAUCAGUAUGAAGAUCCCCGUUGUAUUAUUGGUGUUGGUGGCGGCGGCGCUCGCUCUGGACGAUAUAGAACAAGAGUGGGCCGCGUAUAAGGCGAAGCACAACAAAAAGUACUCCGGGAAAGAGGACCUCUUCCGUAAGGAGUUGUUUGUGAAGACCAAGCAGAUCGUCGAGGAGCACAACAAGAAACACGCAGCCGGCCUCGUCACCUACACCCGCGCGGUCAACCAGUUCGCAGAUCUCACGCCGGAGGAGUCGCGACGAUACCUCUCCUGCCUCAGCGGGACAGGGACCCGGAACGGAACGUGGGCGAGUCACGUGCGGGCGGCGGGCGCGGCGGUGGCGGACGAGGUGGACUGGCGGGCGAAGGGCGCCGUCACCCGCGUCAAGUACCAGGGGAUGUGCGGCUCGUGCUGGGCCUUCAGCGCUAUCGGCGCCCUCGAGGGUCUGAAUUUCCUGAAGCACGGCAAGCUGGUGGAGCUGUCGGAGCAGAAUCUGGUCGACUGUGACAGGCAUGAUAAGGGGUGCCACGGUGGGUUUCCGUCCCGGGCCUACCAUUACAUUAUAGAACAGAACGGCGUCGACACGGAGGCCAGCUACCCUUACGACUCCGCGGGCGGCCACGUCUCCCAGUGCCGAUACAAGGCGGACGCAGUCGGCGCGCGGGUGGCCAGCGUGGUGGGAAUCAAGCAGGGCAGCGAGGAGGAGCUCCAACACGCGGUCGCCACCGUCGGCCCCAUCUCCGUCGCCAUCGACGCCGGCCAAAUAAGUUUCCACCAGUACGGCGGCGGCGUAUACUACGACGAAAACUGCUCCGAACGGAAACUCACCCACGCCGUGACGCUGGUCGGCUUCGGCACCCAGGCCGGCCAGGACUACUGGCUCGUCAAGAACUCCUGGGACGAGACUUGGGGCGAGCGGGGGUACGUCAAGAUGGCGCGCAACAGGAACAAUCAGUGCGGCAUCGCCACUCUAGCCGUGUACCCGAUCGUCGUGUAGACGCACCCGCGUACGCACACUGCGGGCGCGCACGCACUGUGCGGACGCGUGCACGCUCAUUGCCAAUAAAAUAUUAACUUGAAUCGAUUACUUAA